Durio zibethinus is the source of this 1026-nucleotide messenger RNA. Lineage: Eukaryota; Viridiplantae; Streptophyta; Magnoliopsida; Malvales; Malvaceae. The record is from RefSeq and is a predicted model, not a curated record.
AGAUUUACUAAUUAUCUUUAGUGGGUUUGGUUUUGGAACUUGUCUUCAAUUUCCAGUUACUAGGGUUCAACCAUGUCUUAAAAGCCAGUGGCUUCUGAGCAGCAAUUUAGCAGCAUGUGUAUCUUGAUGAGAACAAGUCAUUGAUCUUAAAGAUUGUUGAGAGCCAGAAUUCCGGUAAAUUGAGUGAAUGUGCUGAGAACCAAGCAAGGCUGCAGCGAAAUCUCAUGUACCUGGCUGCAAUUGCAGAUUCCCAACCCCAACCACCCACCGUGCAUCCCCAGUUUCCUUCAAGCGGUAUUGUGCAGCCUGGAGCUGGACACUACAUGCAGCACCAACAAGCUCAACAGAUGACGCCACAAUCACUUUUGGCUGCGCGGCCCUCAAUGUUGUAUGCUCAGCAACCAUUUUCAGGCCUUCAACAACAAGCUUUGCACGGUCAGCUUGGUAUGAGCUCUGGUGGAAGCAUGGGCCUUAACAUGCUGCAGAGUGAAGCUAGCACUGCAGGUGGCAGUGGAGCACUUGGGGCAGGAGGGUUUCCUGAUUUUGGGCGUGGCUCUUCUGGAGAAGGCAUGCAUGGUGGCAGGGCAAUGGCAGGUGGAAGCAAGCAAGAUAUUGGGAGUGGUGGGUCAGCUGAAGGUCGUGGAGGGAGCUCUGGGGGUCAGGGUGGUGAUGGGGGUGAAACCCUUUACUUAAAAGCAGCUGAUGAUGGGAAUUGACAUGGUGGACGUAAGGUUCUGUUUUACCAUCUAGGUUUAGGAGAGUGAGUUUAGGAAGAUCAAUUCAAUGAGAAAAAAAGACAAAAAAGUUUGUAAAUUUUUUGCUCAAGGAACUUGUUCCUGAUGCAAAAAACAAUGUUAGAGCUUAGCCUUAGACCUUUUGGCUCUGUGCUUUCUAGUGUGGGACAGUGAUUCUUAUGGUAAUUUAACGUGUAUAUUUGUAGGGUCUCGUGGUUCUACUUGUCAUAUUUGUGUUUAACUUUAAUGUGGAAUGCUUCAGUUUUAUUAUGACUCUAAUUGGACCAUGUUU